Messenger RNA from Mirounga angustirostris (Northern elephant seal), 3252 nucleotides. It is a transcript of the gene SLC25A27, whose product is annotated as solute carrier family 25 member 27. Gene Ontology annotation, molecular function: transmembrane transporter activity. The record is from RefSeq and is a predicted model, not a curated record. Gene Ontology annotation, biological process: response to cold. Lineage: Eukaryota; Metazoa; Chordata; Mammalia; Carnivora; Phocidae. The transcript has 9 exons. The coding region runs from base 283 to 1254 and encodes 323 amino acids.
GAGAAUGGCGCCCAAGAGGCGCGCGGUCCGGGGGACUACAUUUCCCAGAAGCCUCGUGGGCUUCGCGUUGUUGUUCAGCUAUCAGUUCUGUGGAGCUCUCCAGCCCGGAGCUGCGAGGAAAGCUGCGGGUUCGCGAGGCCGGCUGGCUGAGCCCAGCGAGGGAAAUGGUCCCCGCUCCACCGCUCGCCGGUUGAGGACGGGCGGCCCUGGCAGAGCGGCAGGCCAGCCGUGGCGCUGGGCGCCGGCCAGAAGGGGUAUAUUGUCGUCCCGUCUUGCUGCUGAAUGUCGGUUCCACAGGAUGAGGAGAGGCUUUUGCCGCUUGCCCAGAGAUGGCCCCGAGCGAGCAAGUUCCUCCUGUCAGGCUGCGCGGCUACCGUGGCCGAGCUAGCAACCUUUCCCCUCGAUCUCACAAAAACUCGACUCCAAAUGCAAGGAGAAGCUGCCCUUGCUCGGUUGGGAGACAGUGCAAGAGAAUCUGCUCCCUAUAGGGGCAUGGUACGCACAGCCCUAGGGAUUAUUCAAGAAGAAGGCUUUCUAAAGCUUUGGCAAGGAGUGACACCUGCCAUUUACAGACACAUAGUGUACUCUGGAGGCCGCAUGGUCACUUACGAACAUCUUCGUGAAGUUGUAUUUGGCAAAAGUGAAGAUAAGCAUUAUCCCCUUUGGAAAUCAGUAAUUGGAGGCAUGAUGGCUGGUGUUGUUGGCCAAUUUUUAGCCAACCCAACUGAUCUAGUGAAGGUUCAGAUGCAAAUGGAAGGAAAAAGGAAACUUGAAGGAAAACCUUUGCGAUUUCGUGGUGUGCAUCAUGCAUUUGCAAAAAUCUUAUCUGAAGGAGGAAUACGUGGGCUUUGGGCAGGCUGGGUACCCAAUAUACAAAGAGCAGCACUGGUGAAUAUGGGAGAUUUAACCACUUAUGAUACAGUGAAACACUAUUUGGUACUGAAUACACCACUUGAGGACAAUAUCAUGACUCAUGGUUUAUCGAGUUUAUGUUCUGGACUGGUAGCUUCUAUUCUGGGAACCCCUGCUGAUGUCAUCAAAAGCCGAAUAAUGAAUCAACCACGAGAUAAACAAGGAAGGGGACUUUUGUAUAAAUCAUCAACUGACUGCUUGAUUCAGGCUGUUCAAGGAGAAGGAUUCAUGAGUCUAUAUAAAGGCUUUUUACCAUCUUGGCUGAGAAUGACCCCUUGGUCACUGGUGUUCUGGCUUACUUAUGAAAAAAUCAGAGAGAUGAGUGGAGUCAGUCCAUUUUAAGCCCUUAAAGAUGCAGCCCUUAAAGAUACUGUGUUCAGUAUCAUUGAAAUAUGGGCAUCUACAACACACACCCCUAUUAUUUCUACCUCUUUAGGAAGACACCUUACUCCACAGAGACUGUGAUUUAUAGGGGGCAGCACUUUGUUUUUCUCUGGAAACCCAAGUUCUCUUUGACUCCUCUUUUUGUUCAAAAGCAAUCUGGUUGGAUUACACAAGGCCACCUAAUGAGACCCGGCACAGAAUUUCAAGAAGAUUUGAAUCCUGAGCACUUGGGCGAGAAGAUUUGACCUUUGAGAUGCUAUUCUAUGCUGAGGAGCCUACUUAGAGAAUUGCCAAAAGGGAGACAGCAUCUCAGACCUGAAGUAGACAAUAGGAAUCUGGAAGAAUACAUACAUACGUAGUGAUUCAGAAAUAUAUUUAAACUGUUGUCAGUAUUUUCAAUUGAAAUUUGAUGACUCCUUUUUCUGUUGUUAAAGUGCACAUACUGUAAAUUAAAGGGAGGUGAAUGAAAAUUCAUGAAUAAACAUCUUGAAUUUCCCUAGUGGUGAAGGAAGUUGAUGUACCUUUUCUUGACAAGAGGACAAAAAACAUCAAGUUGAGAUGAUACUUGGAUUUCAAGGAGAGAAGCUUCUUUCUGGCAGUGUCCCAUCUUUAGUUAGAUCUGCAUUAUUGACUAGCACUCCACUGCACAUGCUAAGGACUUCCCGACAGCCACAGACUGAGUCUUGAUGAACAUAGAGAAGAGCAUUUGCUUUGUUACAUAUGCCAUUGCAACCAGAGUUUGUCUCUGGCCCCCAAGAAUCUCGAUAUAUAAAAAAAUGCAGCUUGUUUGAGUAAAGCUUAGGUGGGUAGGUCCUUUUCAUAAAGCAACUUGUUAUUAUCAGCCUUUCAGGGGCAUUUCAAAAGCAAGGCUGAGAUGAAGUCAGCCAAUUCAGACAGGCAUCCUUUCUCAUCUCUCCUUCCCUAACACUAAGGGCCAGAGAGAGAGAACUCAGAAAUCACACUGAAGCUGUCUCUAGCCUGAAUCUUACCCAGUUCUGAAAAGCUUCCUGCCUAAUGAGUGAUGAGUAUAAACUGCCUAUGGUAUACAUUUAUGUCUCCAAUCAUUGAAUCAAAUACCCUCUUCUUAUUUUAGAAAGGUGAGAUUUUUCUUCAGAUUGACCUAUAUGCCACCUGUUCCCCCAACCUCAGACAGUGGGCAUUUCUGGAGGCAUAGGAACACUCAAAAAGCUUAGACCCAAGAAACACCUUGGAGUUAACCCAACAAAGUUUGUCAUGGACAUAGAGGAUGUUGAACAAAAAAAAAGUUUACAAGUGCUCUGUGGUUGCACUAAUGUAUAAUCACUGCCAUUUAAAAGGGGAAGUAUACUUUAAAAUAUAUUUUAAUGUGAUGUACUAAUAUGCAGUGGCUUAUUGUUUUUCUAUGAAACUUUCAGAAUGUGGAGUUUAGUCAACAUCUGUUGGUGGUCUACUUUUCCAUUGCAUCUGUCAAUCUGUAUGAAUUGAGUUGUUAAAUAUAUUUAAAAUAAUAUUAUGUACUUAAAUUCCCAAGUGUUCUGCAUUGGGACCACCUUUGGGAACUCUUUGGGUUUUCAUGUUUUAUAACUUUUAAAAUUAAGUAAAGCCUGGAUCAAAAUAUACCAACUGGACCAUGAAAAACAUUAUUUAGCUUUAUUCUUUGAGGGGCGUGGGGUGAAAACACUGUUUUAAAUACUGAGACUGUUCCUUGAUAUCUGGAUUCAACAUGAAAUUGGAAUUUUUUAACCUGAAGUGACUCCUUGGGAUCAUCUGGUUUAAUCCUCUCAUUUUACGUGUUAUGAAAGAGAAGCCCAGAGAAGUAGAGCUGCUUAUGCUCAUAGGUUACUUCAUAACAGAGCCUGGAUAAAAAUAUAGAUUUCCUAAUUAUUAUUAUUAUAAUUGGCAGUUAUUAUAUACUAAUUCAGUACACAGUCAAUACCUUAUGUUAUCUUCACAACAACCCAGUCCAGUGCUCUUGAA